Molecule: messenger RNA, 4803 nt
Organism: Actinia tenebrosa (Australian red waratah sea anemone)
Lineage: Eukaryota; Metazoa; Cnidaria; Anthozoa; Actiniaria; Actiniidae
Cellular component (GO): dendritic spine; postsynaptic density; postsynaptic membrane
Molecular function (GO): synaptic receptor adaptor activity; ionotropic glutamate receptor binding
Source: RefSeq, a predicted model, not a curated record
AAGCAGGCCUGGCUCACAGUUAUGAGGAACCAGCAAAAGUUGACAGCGUAAUCACAGUAUCCAAGGACUCCCGGUGGUAYACUUUACAGCGACAGAAACCAGGAGCUUCUAACGCGCGCUCAGCUGCGCAGUUCAAAUUCAAUGGCGGAGUAAGACCAACAUCUCGAAAUACAAAUCUUCCGAUUUCUUCAGCUCAAAGGUCAAAGUCGAUGCAGAAUAUAGCAUCUUUACAGCCUUCGUAUGACACAAUGAGUAAGAGACCGGUCAGUACUGCUGUCCCGUUCCCAAUUCCACAAGUUCCCCCUGAGAGAUAUUCCCGUUCCGUGUCACAGGAUGUGGGAUCCCUCUCAAGACGGAUGGAUGCCCAUAGCCAUUCRGAUCCAAACCUUGGUAUACAUAAAUUACAACGAUCAUUGUCAAUGAAUGACCCACGUGAUCAAACAGACUACAUCAUGGACUCGAGUGCUACAAAUUUCGGUAGUGCUGAUAUUGUUAGUCAGGAAGCUACUUUAGUAGCCACGCCUGUUAGUAUGACUGUGGAUCAGGAGUCUCAACCUAGUGUGGUAGUAACGCCUGUUCKUGAUACUAAUAACAGUGGAAAUCAAAUGAAUGAUGGAUUUACUAGAGAAAGGAAGCACAUUCUUGGAUCAAAAACCUCGGAACCUUUUAAUUUAUCGAAUGCUUUACAAAAGGCUGUUGAGGCUCGAAAUGAACGGAUGAAUGAACAAGGAGCGAACGCAAAUGCUUUGGAACUGAAUGAGAACAAUCGAAAAAGCAGCGCUCCAGCAGCUGUGGCGACUCGUAAACGAACAAACACUAACGAUAGGUUUCGAUCUGAUAUGUUGACACAAAUACACAGCACUGAACUGAGUGCGGUUGCAAAAGAGCCGUACUCUUCUCACCCCACUAUAUUAUCAUCGGAAAAUGACGAUUAUUCUUCUUUGAAUCGUUCUUAUAGUAACGAAUCAAUAACACUUCGACCUGGAUUUCUUAGGCAAAAAUCCUUGGAAAGGCCGAAAUCUGCUAUAGAAAUCAGGGAUCCAAAAACAAGUAAGCCACCUGUAUUACCCAAGCCUUCUGCACCACCGCCACCACCACCACCAGCAGCACCUAUACCACUGCCUCCAAAACCUGUUCUACCAACCAGACAGAUUAAAGGGAAGAAACCAGAUGUACCAUUAACUGCGGUACGACAAGGACUGGUCACUGUAGACGCACUACAGGCAAAGAAGGGGAAACUAAAGGCGGUGAAGAYGACCGUCUCGGAAACCCCCAAAAGCUCGAAAUCUAUUCAUGAUUUAGUUGGAAAAUUAGCAAGUCAUGGGGGAAAGCCAACGCCCAUGUUAAACCAGCAUUCUAAUAUGUUAGCCAAAGCAGUUGCUGCUCGGGCAGCAAGAUUAGCAAACGAAGCUCACGAAUCUGAACACUCAGAGUCACCGUCGUCAUGGGAAGAUGAAUCGCAAAGUCCAAAUAUCCCUUAUAAUACCAUUCUGCAGAAACAACGUCCUGUCACACCAAAGAAAACACCCCCACCCGUCCCCCCUAAGAAAAAAAGCCCUACACCAGGUCAUAGACCAAUGUUUGCUAAAUCUGAUAUGGAUAGCCCUACCAAACGAAAGCUCUACCCAACAUAUAUUAACGAGUUAAGUCCAGAAAGACUCUCGUCAUUUGCUACCGAAGAAGACCGUACAAUGAUGAUGUUUGAUGAUGUUCUUCGUAAAGAGGUUGAGAGCGAAAGCUGGAGUCUCAAUUCCUGGAAUAGCAGUGACUCAAGUACAGCAGCUGAUAUUAUUGUCCCUCCGUCAUUUCCUGGAAAUGGUUACGAUGAACGGAAAUCUAGUAUAGGGAACUCUACAAGGGCGUGGUAUGAAUAUAGUUCGGGGUCUCCUUCUGAAGAUAGCUUGAAUGCUAGUACUGAGAGAAUAUCUCAGGUGAGACCAAGCCUUUCACAGGAAUUGCAGACUACCGAAGUACCUAAAAAUUUCGAUAGCGAGAAGAUCGCUGAUGAGCGCCGGCGUCGAUUUUCUAACGGCGAUGAAAAUGCGACGUUAAAUGGUAAAAGUUAUUCACAAGUCAAAACAACCGCAAGUGAUAGCGAUAUUCAUUUCAAUUCUAUCGUACAAGCUUUUUCUCAACCGAAUUUAAGUUCAGAGGACACUGGGGUCGUGAAAUCRAAAGACUCUACUGACAGCCCUAGAAAAACGUCAUAUGUUGGAGAUACUGUAGAGGGGCAGAAACCCGAACAGUCUCAGAAAAGUGAUAUAAYUAAAACAGACAUUAAUAAAGUGGAUAUUUCACCAAUUACUACUAAUGUUUCGGAUGAAAAACCAGAAACAGAAUGCACGACAGAUAAUACCGAUGGCUUAGUAGAGCAGAUAUUCACGACAUCAACAGGUGUGCAGAUCAAGAUACGGUUGCAACCAAAAAGAAAUCCCUYAACAUCGCAACCCGAUGCGCAGUCCACUAACUCAGAUCCACCACCUCAGAUAACGAACACUAUUGAAACUUCAAACCAGGAUUACCCAAAUGACAUAUCAACCGAGUUCAUUCCACCUCCACCUCUUGACUUUCAUGGCGAAACAUUUGACGAAUUGUCUUCACCACCACUCCCACCACCGCCUGAAUUCUCUCCUAUGAACGACAGUACUGAAGUCUUCAGUCCCUUACCUGCUCCCCCUAUGGACUUCUGCGACAACGAUGCUGACCAUGGUUCAAUCGUUGAUGCACCUUCAGGAUUUGAUGAACCAGCCACAGGAUGCUCCUUUGAAGACAAACCAUUGCUAGAAUGGACCUGUGAUGAUGUUUGUGAUUGGUUAGAAUCUCUUAACUUAUCUCAGUACAAGGAGACCUUCAGAGAGAAUGACAUUCAAGGAGCUCAUCUUCCUGAGCUCACAAAAGUAGAACUACAGGAGCUGGGUAUAAAAAGUCUAGGACACAGGAUGACCAUGGAAAACUCUGUAGCUAGACUUUGCCAUCCACUCGAAUCAAACUGCUAGAAAUAGACCUAAACUAGUUUAAAAAUAGGGGCUGUAAAGCAUGACCUUUUAUCUUCAAAUACUUGGAGUUAUAAAACGUAGAUAAAGAAAGAGGAAGAGCUAUAUGUUCAUUUUAGUAAAUAACCACCAUGGCUGGGGCAAAACAUGUUGUGCCUAUACAGGGYAUUAUAGGCCAUUUACAUUUAAUAAGUUAUGUAAUCCAGUUGCAGUUGUGUGUCAAAAUGAAUACCGUUAUAGGUGUUAAUUAAGUSAGCAUAUAGUGAACAGGCAGAGUUUCAGUUUAUAAUGUUGACUAUCUAACAAGCACUUUUUACACAAUUUCUUAUAAGAUAUUGAAUUUUGUGUUAAUGCCAUUUCUCUACUGUCACAUGUUAUGAACUAAARCUUCGUCUUCUUGAUAAUAUUGGAGUGCUUUAUUCCUGCUGUUUGGUGCGUUAGUGUAAAUUGUUUAAUAYAAUGAUAUACGCUCAAUUGCAAAAUCAUCGUCGGGUUCAAAACAUAAGAGAGCUGAGACCGUAAAGUAUUCUGGGGAAUAAAAAUCCUCUGAGGUACUGAUUCGUUUUAGAUACACAGUCAAUAUGAAACGUAUUAAAGUAUCCCAUGCUUUUCUCUAAGUGCAACAGUUUAUGGAUAUUACAAGAGUUUUAUCACUAGAUACGUUUAAUUAACGUACUGUUUUGGUCUCGGCUUUUGUUACUUGUUUUCAAAACCUGACAAUGAUGUUACAAUUGAUUGUAUGUAUUUGCAACCUUUUGGUUGGAAGACCAAGUCCUUAUCCCUUUGAAUAAUGACCAGUUCAUCAAUGUUGUCCCAUUUCCAAUCAUUUGAGGAAAACCUUCUUUAGUGAAGUAUUUCCAUAUACUCAACAUGUCCCAUGCAAAAAAUGCCCUGAAUAUUUUUGAUCUCCCUUUUAUUAACUCUCUAGAAGUCUGUGUACAGGCUUUUCUCAAAAGGGGAACUUGCAUAAGUCGCUCUUUAAAGAAAGGAAUUAUUAAGAAGUAUUUUAUUUAUUUCUUAUAUGAAGGAGAGAAUAACAGGAUUUAGUGAAUAGAAAAUGCAACUCUAUUUUCUUAAUAUACUGAAAUGUUAAGGAUAGCCAUAUUAUAAGUGUCCUGUAGGUUUCAUUCUAGGAGCCUUCAUGGAAAUGAUACAUAUUUUACUCUUUCAUGUGCCAUAUAUUAAAUUAAAAAAGUUAUAUCUCGAAGGACGCAACAGAUUAUGAGUACAGGUUUUCAUAGUUUCCUUCCUUAUGUUAGAAGCAGAUAGACCCAAAAGGGAUUAUUAUAUUUAUACUAAUAUUUUUAAUACUUCAAAAAGGUCUUUUAACUAGAUAUAUAGAGAUUAUCACAUGUUAAGAGCUUGAUAUCGUUUUUAUUCACGAGUUUCCAUACGAUUAUGGAAGUAAGAGAGUCUGCGAACAAGUGAGUGAUAUCAUAUGGAAAACGAGUGAAUAAAAAAGAUAUCAAGCUCUUAACAUGUAAUACAUCAUUUGUUUAGAGUGCACGCACUAAACCCGCGAAACAAAUACUAACUAGUGCGUGCACAUUUAGGGUCGAUAAAAUGACAAAAUUUCCAGUUUACCGUGAAGUCAUAUCGUAUAACUUCACUGAUAUGGUUUUUAUUCAAGGCUUUUUCACACUGAUAUCGGCCCUAAAUGUGCAAUAAAAAAUUAUAUUUCAUUGUCUUCACGGAUCAACUUAAUUGUACCAGAUAGCAACAUUGUACAUAACAUAGAUAUACUAAUAUUUUUGUAUAUGACAAAAUUUGACACAUGUUUGUGUGAAAUAAAAUCUAGUGCAAAUGUUUA